AUGACGGACACCAGUGACAAGCAAUGGGCCAAGGCUUAUCUACUUGAUCCAUUAAACGAACCUGAACCAAACCAAGACACCGGCAUUGGUAACCUUUCAGCUCAAUUCCGCAGCUAUUCUCUUGAGAGCUCCAACUCAUCUUCAAGCAAAGACAACCCCAAAGACCACGAGAGCAAAAACAAGCAUCGAAGCCGUAAACAUCGUCACGGAAGCUAUCCUACUCCUCCCACAUCUGCCAGUCCAACUCGCGACAGCUUCCACUCUUCCAACCCCUUCUCAGACGCUGCAGCUUCGCGACGUCAAUCAUCUGUCCCCUCGGUCUCGAUCUCUCCCCCAAACUCUCCUCCUGGCCCGGCAGAGUCCAACCCGUUUAAUAUUUCAUCCGUCAACCGCUCGGCCAGCGCUCGAGUUCCUGCCCAUCGUAACCGACCUCAGGUUCAGCACAACCGCAGCUUUAGCGCCAGCAACUGCGGAGUCUCUCGUCAACGCUCACUGAGCCAAAGAUACCCAGGCGACAUGUCUCACCGUCCCCUCGACAUCCUUAGAAAGGAGGCUCGCGCAGCUGAUCGCGCCCCUCACCUGCGACGCAAGCAAUUGCCCAUGACUGACACCAUUGACGCUCUCGAUACUAUUGGUGGAACCUAUCAUCAUGGCGGUCCCUAUGACGCAACUCUCGCAAGCCGCAAUCGCAACAAAAAGUACUCGCCCGUCGCAGCUGUAGAGGAGUCUAACCGAGAAGCUCUCCGUGCGACACCAAGAGAAAACAUUCAAGACUCCCUCAAGAAAAAGAUGCCUCUUCAGGGUACUGCCGUCAUUCCCAGCGGCGAGCGGGACUUUAGUGGAAACACCAUCAACUAUGAGGAGGGUGCUGAUCUCAUGAGAGAACCCGACGCCAUGGGUGGUGCGUACAAGCGUUGGGAUGGCAUUCAAUACCAUCCUGAUGACCUCAAGGGCAAGGGUGAGCCUUCUUACACAUAUGAAAAGGACCUCAAGGAGCACAAGCGCAAUCGUGGUGGACCCGCCGAGUAUGAACUCUCUUCCAACAUGGGAACCAGCACACGUCCUGCUUUUACCCACAACAGAAGCUUCAGCGAGAGCCCUCGAACAACCCCAGAGUACUCAAACGGCACCGACAUUCGUCGCAACAACUCUACAGGUCGUCACAAAUUGAGUGACGGUCUGCGAAAGCGUUUCGGCAGCAUUCGACGCAAGAAAGUUGGCGAGGUUCAGUAA
This is a messenger RNA of Fusarium pseudograminearum CS3096, 1233 nucleotides long. RefSeq lists its product as uncharacterized. The transcript is spliced from 3 exons. Lineage: Eukaryota; Fungi; Ascomycota; Sordariomycetes; Hypocreales; Nectriaceae. Gene Ontology annotation, cellular component: cytoplasm. Bases 1 to 1233 code for a protein of 410 amino acids. The record is from RefSeq and is a predicted model, not a curated record.